Mugil cephalus (flathead mullet) is the source of this 10715-nucleotide messenger RNA. It is a transcript of the gene plce1, whose product is annotated as phospholipase C, epsilon 1. Gene Ontology annotation, molecular function: guanyl-nucleotide exchange factor activity; phosphatidylinositol-4,5-bisphosphate phospholipase C activity. NCBI's taxonomy places the organism in Eukaryota, Metazoa, Chordata, Actinopteri, Mugiliformes, Mugilidae. The record is from RefSeq and is a predicted model, not a curated record. The coding region runs from base 453 to 7559 and encodes 2368 amino acids. The transcript is spliced from 46 exons. Gene Ontology annotation, biological process: lipid metabolic process; small GTPase-mediated signal transduction; phosphatidylinositol-mediated signaling.
AGCGUACUGUCUCCGUCCACACUCAACGACAAAACCGAUUUCAACGUGACUCCUGCCUGUGCUCAUGCGGCGGUGUUACUGGAUGCUGAGUGGAUUUGACAACACCGGUGGGUGAACCACGAGCCCCGGCGCCUUCAGACCGUCUCCCCGGUGCAGGUUCGGGGCAACUUUACCGCGAGUUACGCUGCACACGGUGCUUUUGGGGACUUUCAGGAGAAGUUUGAUUGGGGGAGUCGCUCGCUGUCGCCGCAUCGGUCUCAGCAAAGCGGUGUCCCAGAGCCCACAGCUAUGCCACAGAUCCGUGUCCGGGUUCAGGCGGAGCUAGCCCAACCGGGGACGCACAUGGCCCUGUGAGCUGGGACCGGGGACCGUACUAUCAAGGAAAUUCCUCAGUCCUCCAGGGUCACCUCGCUGCAGAGAAAGGACGGAGCGUGACACCACAGGGAGACGUGAUGGCCACCGAAGCGAACGAAGCUGAGGUUGGGCCUGCAGCGCUAGCUAAGCGCGUCUCACCUCCUUCCAGCCGGAGCGGACCGAGCCGAGACGCCAAACAUGCAAAUAACGUCCAGCAGGUGUGGAGGAGCGCCGAGCAACCGUGGCUGACGAAGCAGCGGAGCAGCCCGUCCCUCCUCCUGUACAGGAAGCUGUCGUGUGACAGUGAGAACGAAGCCGCUGUGGACAAAGAGUACGAGUGCUUUGAGUGCGCCUCAAAAAUCUUGAGUGCUGAGGAAAAACAUUAUCCAGAGCUGUCAGCUGGCACCAGCGUCCAACGAAUAGCUUUGGUUCAUCAGAAAAGUUCCGAGGGAUCUUUGAGCCAGCUGGACGAGGCCAGACACAAAACCAGCAGCAGCCACUGUCCCUGCACCCGGUGCAGAUCCAGUCCUAGUCCCGGCUCCAGCCCCGUUCACAGCCCUCGUCUCAGCACCACCUCCUCCUGCCCCAGCCAGAGACACGUCCGCCGCAGCAGCCUCCCGGUGUCAGCGCUGGCCUUCCACAAGACUCAAGACAGUCCUUCCAGUGAACCAAGUUCUGUGGCGUCGUCUCCGUGCGGUUCCCCACUCAUCAACUGUCGCCACCAAAACGGACACAUCCGCCUGUCCCACCUAAAGGACGGGUACCUGAGUUUAGAGAGGCUCAACCGAAGGCCCCGGGUCAACAGAUACUCCCUGGAGAAACUGUUCAUUCGUCGGACGUCUCUGGAAACCGUGACAACGUCCCUGAGCCACGACGAGAAGGCGUCCUUGGGAGACGCCAGGAACAGCAACAGCAGUGAUGAGGAGGACGGCGGGGUUCUCUCGGACAACGCCACGUUUGUCAGGAACCGGAAGGAGCGUUCUACUGUCCUGGUCAGGCGGUACUUCAAGAACAAUCAGAAGGUGACGAAGUCGGUGUGUACGGGAACCAGAGCGAUCGUCAGGACGCUGCCGUCGGGACGCAUCUCAGAGGACGUCUGGGCGGCCGUAGCUUGUCACGGGUUGAGGAUUCCCACCAAGGAGGACAUGUGGCCGACGCUGAUGCGCAGUGUCGAGGGUGAACUCAGAAGCUGCAGAUGCGUGCUACGCUUCGUUGGCGUGAAGCUACAGCAGGUGAACAAGUAUGUUGAGGACCGAGAGGAGCUCAACCUGAUCCAUCCGGCCAAGAGGCUCCUUCUGUCUGGAUGUGGCUGCCUCUCGGAGUCCUUCAUCAGACCUGACCCCCGGUCCUGUCAUCCAUCUCAUCCGUCCAGGUUUUAUUAUCGAGCUUGUGGCCAGAGGACGUCGGUGUGUUCCCUGCUGACUGGAGCUCUACUGGAGGCCACGACCGCUCUGGGCGCUCGCUCCGCUCUGCUGUACCCGGUGCCCCAGUGCCCCAACAGCCACGCUGUGCUUAAAGAGCGUCAGCUGGCCAACAGCAUGACCAGCAGCAGUUCUCUUCCCCCCAGCGUCAGUGGGAUCAGUAAGGAUCUGGCAGAGCUGCGUCACCUCGUUCAGUUCCCCGAGGAGAUCGCCUGCAUCCUCACUGAGCAAGAGCAGCAGCUUUACCAGCAGGUCUUCCCCUUGGACUACCUCUGUUUCCUCACUCGAGACCUGGGCAGUCCCGAGUGUCAAACUAAACGCCACCCGAAUCUUAAGGCCUCGCUGUCGGCGCCCACCAUUCCUACCCAGAGUGCUCAGCGAAGCAACGCUGUGGAGGACCUGGUGGCUCGGUUCAACGAGGUGAGCUCGUGGGUGACGUGGCUCAUCUUGACCGCGGGGUCCAUGGAGGAAAAGAGAGAAGUUUUCUCGUAUCUGGUCCACGUCGCUAAAUGCUGUUGGAACAUGGGAAACUACAACGGUGUCAUGGAGUUCCUGGCCGGACUCAGAUCCCGCAAGGUGCUGAAGAUGUGGCAGUUCAUGGACCAGUCAGACAUAGAGACCAUGAGGAGUUUAAAGGACGCCAUGGCUCAGCACGAGUCUUCCUCCGAGUACAAGAAGGUUGUGACAAGGGCUCUGAAUAUCCCAGGGUGCAAGGUUGUGCCGUUCUGUGGGGUUUUUCUGAAGGAGCUGAGCGAUGCGUUGGAUGGCACAGCGAGCAUCAUUAGCCUCAAACCAUCUCCAGACAACCCAGAAGACUCAAUAGAGUUUAUGUCCGACUACAGCGGCCAGCCCAAUUUCCUGUCGAGGUCCGGCCCAGACGGGCUGCACGUCCCAGAGAAAGAAGCUACCGUCAGCAGCAUCCUCCAGAUCAUCAGAUCUUGCAAUCGAAGUUUGGAGGCUGAGGACACAGACGAGGCGUCCACCAGUCCCUCCUCCACCGGCCCGUCCCCUUCGUCCAGAAACAACUCCUUCAGGGACCGCUGCCCCAACCAUUACCAUUCAGUCAGGACGACGGCAGAAACAAACCAUGUUUUUUUCACAGUGGGGGACUUGUCAGAUUCAGAGGGCGACUUGUCGUCCGAGCCGGCGGCGAAGGAGGUGGAGUUUCAGGGAACGGAGGAGACGCACAAAGCUUUCAGCCACGGCACGGAGCUCAUUCCGUGGUACGUGUUGUCGCUGCAGCCGGACGUCCACCAGUUUCUCCUCCAGGGGGCUACGGUCAUUCACUACGACCAGGACACCCACCUCACAGCUCGCUGCCUGCUGAGGCUGCAGCCCGACAACAUCACGCUCACCUGGGGUAAACCUCAGAGCGGAGGGGCCUCCCCUGCAGAGCAUCCACUGGGGUUAGGACACCCUGUAGCUGCAGGAUUAGCAGAGGGCCUUUUGGACCUGGGAGUGGUGAAGGCGGUGUUUCUGGGUCAUCAGGGAGUCGACGUUCACGCCGUGUGUUUGCAAAACAAACUGAGCCAGAUGACGGUGGAGGAGAACGGCCUCAGCCUCCUCUACGGCCUCAGCACCACCGACAACCGACUCCUGCACUUCGUGGCCCCCAACCACACAGCGCAGAUGCUCCACAAGGGCCUGUCAGAGCUGGUGAAUUCGGCCCGGAAGCUGAAAAAGUUCCCAGACCAAAGGCUGCAGUGGCUGAGGAAGCAGUACGUCAGUUUGUAUCAGGAGGAGUACAGGUACGAAGGGCCAACGUUAGCCCAGGCCAUCGAGCUUUUCGGUGGCCGGAGGUGGAACAUGGGCACGGGCGGAGUGGAGAAACCCAGCGCCCAGAAAAACAGCUCGCUGAGCAUCAACGACAAGUCCAAGAAGAAGAAGAAGGCUCUCGUUAGGGGAGACAGCGGAGACGCCACUGAUGACGAGAUGGUUUCCAGGAAGACGCGAAGUUGUAAAGAAGGACUUUAUCGAAAUGGACCAGAGUCUGACAGCAUUGACCAAGAAGACCCAGAAGACAGCUUUCCUGGACCGUUCUCCCUCUCGUCCAGUCGGAGCCCUGGAUUGCUAGCCUCCUCUUCCUCCUCCUCGUCCUCUUCCUCCAGCAUGGCGGGGUCCAACCAGAACCGUCCACAGUCCUCUCCCAUCCUGUCAGGAUCUGCCAAGUCACAGCCGGGGGCGUGGAGCAGCAGAUCGUGGCACGGCCGAAGCAAAGGCUGCUUCAAAGGCUUCCAGAAUCUCAUGAUUUCUGACAGCACCAUGAGCUUCAUUGAGUUUGUUGAGCUUUUCAAGUCAUUCAGUAUCCGAAGCAGGAAGGACCUGAAGGAGCUGUUCGACGUCUUCGCCGUCCCCUGCAGUCGCUCCAGUCCAGAAUCGUCCCCUCUUUUCACCAACCUCAGGAUAGACGACCGAGACACAGGCCUGCAGCCGGAACUCGACCUGUUGACCCGCAACGGCUCAGAUCUGGGCCUGUUUAUCCGGACGAGGCAGCAGAUGUCUGAAAACCAGAAGCAGAUCUCGGACGCCAUCGCGGCCGCCAGCAUCGUGACCAACGGGACGGGGGUGGAGAACGCGUCCUUGGGCGUCUUGGGACUGGCUAUCCCUCAGCUCAACGACUUCUUGGUCAACUGUCAGAGGGAGCACCUGAGCUACGACGAGAUCCUCAGCAUCAUUCAGAAAUUCGAGCCCUCAUCAACCAUGAGACAAAUGGGCUGGAUGUCAUUUGAAGGUUUUGCGAGGUUCCUAAUGGACAAGGACAACUUCGCUUCCCGUAACGAGGAGUCUCAGAUGAACCCAGAGGACAUGCAGCACCCUCUGUCCUACUACUACAUCGAGUCCUCUCACAACACCUACCUGACCGGGCACCAGCUCAAAGGGGAGUCGUCCGUGGAGCUUUACAGUCAGGUGCUGCUGCAAGGUUGCAGGAGUGUGGAGUUGGACUGCUGGGAUGGAGAUGAUGGGAUGCCGGUUAUUUACCACGGACACACGCUCACAACUAAGAUUCCCUUCAAGGAUGUGGUGGAAGCAGUCAACCGGUCUGCAUUUGUCAACUCUGACAUGCCCGUCAUCCUCUCCAUAGAGAACCACUGCUCGCUUCCACAGCAGCGCAAGAUGGCGGAAAUCUUCAAGAGCGUGUUCGGGGAACGUGUGGUGACGCGCUUCCUCUUCGAGAGCGACUUCAGCGACGACCCUCACCUGCCGUCGCCGCUGCAGCUCCGCGGACGGAUCCUUCUCAAGAACAAGAAGCUGAAAGCCCACCAGGCGCCGGUGGACAUCCUCAAGCAGAAGGCUCACCAGCUGGCCCACAUGCAGGCCCAGGCGAGCAAUGGGUCGCCGGGGGUUACGUCACCCGGCAACCACGCUAACGAGGAGGAGGAGGAGGAAGAAGACGAGUAUGACUAUGACUAUGAGUCUCUGUCAGAUGCCGAUGGCCUCGCAGCCUCCACUGCCUCGUAUGGCCUUGAAGAUAACAUCCUGGAUGACAAGCCAGAGGGAAAGAGCUCUGCGGACAAAGAAGAGCCGCAUGUCGACGAAAUACCCAAGAGAAUGAAGAAGACGGAGAGCACGAUGCAGAGCAAAGGAAAGGUGUUUGACAUGGAGCUGGGUGAGGAGUUCUACCUUCCUCAGAACAAGAAGGAGAGUCGACAGAUCGCCCAGGAGCUGUCCGACCUCAUCAUCUACUGCCAGGCCGUCAAAUUCCCCGGCCUGUCCACGCUGUCUCCGGCCGGCUCUGGUAGAGGGAAGGACCGGGGGAAGAGCAGGAAGUCCAUAUUUGGCACGGCGCCUUCUCGCGGCUCCACGGGGGAGGUCGCGACCCAGAACCGCGCUCCUGGGAAAGGUGGCUCCGAGCGUCUGAGCUGGGAGGAGCAGCAGACGUCCCCCGUCCUCAGCCCCCCGACCUCGCUCAGCGCCAUCAUCCGCACGCCCAAGUGCUACCACAUCUCCUCGGUGAACGAGAACGCCGCCAAGCGCCUGUGCCGCCGCUACUCCCAGAAGCUGAUCCAGCACACGGCGUCCCAGCUGCUCAGGACGUACCCGGCGGCCACACGCAUCGACUCCACCAACCCCAACCCGCUGCUCUUCUGGCUGCACGGCAUCCAACUGGUGGCUCUCAACUACCAGACGGACGACCUGCCCAUGCAGCUGAACACUGCAUUGUUCGAGGCCAACGGCGGCUGUGGCUACGUCCUGAAGCCGUCGGUUCUCUGGGACCGGAGCUGUCCACUUUAUCAGCAGUUCUGUCCCAUGGAGAGGGACGUGGAGAAGAUGAGCCCUGCUGUCUAUUCCCUGGCUAUCGUGUCCGGUCAGAACGUGUGUCCCGCUAACAGCUCGGGCAGCCCCUGCAUCGAGGUGGACGUCCUGGGCAUGCCCAUCGACAGCUGCCACUUCCGCACCAAGCCCAUCCACCGCAACACCCUCAACCCCAUGUGGAACGAGCACUUCCAGUUCACCGUGCACUUCGAGGAGAUGUGCUUCCUGCGCUUCGCCGUGGUGGAGAACAACAGCUCCCAGACCACGGCUCAGAGGACUCUGCCUCUGAGGGCCCUCAAACCAGGCUACAGACACGUGCAGCUAAGGACACAACACAAUGAGCCUCUGGAAGUGUCCAGCUUAUUCAUCUACAGCCACAGGACGGAGGAGGGGCCCAUAGGGGGCGCUACUUCGUCCUCUUUGCUCUUCAGCUCAGAGGAGAAACACGUGUCCCAGCAGCACCGGGUGACGGUGCACGGAGCUCCUGGUCCUGAGCCCUUCACAGUUUUCAGCGUUACUGAGCAAACCACUGCUAAACAGCUGCUGGACACGGUCGUGGCACCAGCAGGAAACCCGUCCGACUUCUUCUUGUGUGAGGAGAAGGUUCCUCUGCUGAAGGAGCGCAGCGAGGUGAAACGCUGCGCUCAGUAUCGCGCUCUGGCCCCCGAGGAGGAGGUGCACCGGCUCGUCUGCAGCUGGAACGCAGAGGAGGGCUACGUGGGGAGGAUCUGCCUCAAAUCCAGAGACGAGAACUUAAAUGAGAAGAACGCGGCUCUGGAAGGAGAGGAGGACGUGACUGUGGGAGUCAGAGAAGGAGGAGUUGGAGGAGGAGGAGGUGGAGGAGGAGGAGGAGUAGCAGUAGUAGGAGGAGUGGGAGUAGGAGGAGGAGUAGAGGAGGAUAUGUUCUUUGUCCAGGUCCAUGAAGUUUCUCCAGAGCAGCCUCACACGGUGAUCAAGGCCCCACGCUACAGCACAGCUCAGGACAUCAUCCAGCAGACGCUGUCGAAGGCCAAGUACUCCUACAGCAUCCUGUCCAACCCCAACCCCUGCGACUACGUGUUGAUGGAGGAAGUGAGCAAAGAGGGCGGCUCUAAGAAAUCCUCCACCACCAAGCUCAUCCAGCGCGUGCUGCAGGAUCACGAGUGCGUCUACCAAGCCCAGAACCGCUGGCGCGGCGCCGGGAAGUUCAUUCUUAAACUCAAAGAGCAGGUGGUGCGGGAGGACAAGAAGAAGGUCAUUUCGUUCGCCAGCGAGCUGAAGAAGCUGACCAGUCGCAGCCGCAGCAUGACGACUGGCAGCGGCGUGGACGGCCCUGCCCAGAGGUACCUGUCUGCAGCUGCAGGCCUGAAGGCGUGGGUGACGGAGGGCAGGGUGGAGGCAGGACGGUUCCUGCAGGCCUCCCCCUCCCGCUCCCCCUCCUCCCCCUCCUCCUUUAGCAGGCAGCUCCAGCCCGUCCACCUUCCCGCCUCCUCUCUGACCCCCCGAGCCUGGAAGCUUCACCUCCUCAGGAACUGGAAGAUCCACAAAUGAGAUCCAGAGACGAAGGGAGAUGAUUUGAGCUUGACUACUUCUAAACCCGGAGGAUCCUCCCCCCUCUCUCCUCCUCCUCCUCCUCCUCCCCCCCUCCCUCUUUUCCCGCGUGAAGCAGCGAAGGCGUCCCGGCGACUCUGUGGGCGGGGCUCCUCUGGAUGUGAUGUGUUGGAGGACGGCGCCUGGCGUCGGUCGAGCGAGUGGAAGGCGACGUUGGGUCCGAGGGGACAGACGCACUCAUCAGGAGACUGGAAGCUCCUCCCCCCAGCGUGACCGACGGUCAGCGGGGGCCCGGAGCUCCACCUCCUCCUGCUUUAUUUGGUCGUAGCGUGGCCCCGUACACCAGGGGCACCAGGGGCAGCUGUGUUUAGUAAAAAAUAGAGUUUCCUGUGGAGAAAGAGUAAAACCUUCAAAGCAUGAAGACGUAGUUUGAUGUGGCAGUUUGUUAUUUUAAAUUACAUAUGAUUCAUUCAUUGAUUAGAAAGCUUGAGGGAGAUCUGCUCUAUGAGGGCGGAGGGCGAGGGCGGGUGAUCCUUCUCUUUCUCAGGUAUGGAGCUCUUCUUCUUCUUCUUCUUCUUCUUCUUCUUUUUUUUUUGUUGAGGGCAUUGUGAAGGAGGCUGACAAGCUGGCUUGUUUGGUUCUUUUCCUACUGUUCCAGUUUCACAGUACUGUAAGGGCACAUUCUUGGCCAACGCUCGGCAACAGAACAUGAAUAAAAACCCUUUUAGAUUCGGAAGCAGCGAAGCAGCGUUUGACUAAAAGCAACAGUAGUUCCUUAGCUUGUCCCGCGUUGCUUUAAAAAAACGCUGCCUCUUCCUGUAGUUGUCGUCGUAGCUGCGUCUGUGAAGACGAACUCUGCGUUGUUCCUCAAAGGAUCUUAGGACGGUUUCACCCGGACGUCACGACUCACGAGCAACAGAUUCUGAUUUAAACUGCACCUGGUUAAGAUGCUGCGCUACAGGACACGAGUCUGGAAGCAGCUUCAGGUUUCUGUCUGAAAAAGCAGCAUGAGUUCUGUGUGUUCUGGGACGAGUUCACUGCUCACAUCAGUCAGAGUUUAUUUCUAAAGAUCAUUUAAAAACAGCCUCAGUUGAACCAGAGAGGGAAAAAUGAUGAUGCAUACAAUAAAUAAGAUAUAUAAAUAAAAAUAAAUACGACAGGGAUGGACUAAAACUAGCAGCAAUUUUUAAAGCUAAACAAUAAACAAUAAAAGAGACAAACAUUGAUGUUACCAGAACAUUACUGAAUAAAUGUCAGUGAAAAGAAAAAGUUUAUAUUAUUCACUUUUAAUGUGAAUACAGAUUUCCCUCGUAUGUCAUGAGGAGGCAGAAAAAACUCAAAUACCUGAUAAUUAUAGUAAAAAUGUCUCCUGAUAAAUUGCUCUUCAUAUAAUAAUCAUGUUUAUUUAAGUAUAAACUAUGAUCUUUUAUGUCCAUAUUUGAUCUUCCUUCCAAACCUUUGGUCUGUUGUGUACGUAUAAAAAUGUCUAAUCAACCACGUUUUUAAACGUGAUGUGACCUGAUGAGACUAAAAACUGUUUCCUGUGUGAAAACGUCUCCUUUGGUUCAAAUGAAGCGUCUCUAAGAUCCUUUAGGAGAAAGCGACAGAAAGUUCUUCUUCAAACAGCGUUUUGCACAUUUCGUUUUAUUUUGUUCCCUUUUUGCCGUCACUGUUCCUGUGUUAGAGGAUCACUUCCUGUUUUAUUGGUCGUAUUUAUUAUUAGUUUCAGCCCAGUGGUGGAUUUAGAUUUGGUGUUGGUGUGAAAUGUAGAUAUGUACAGACUGAGCCCAGGUUAACCCCUCCCACACACACACACACACACACACACACACACACACAGAUUAAAAUUAAUAAAUCUUCUCAGCAGCAGAAUGAAUAAAGUGCAUGACUUUAAUUCAUGGGCCUGGAUCUCGAGUCCUCGACUGUGACGUGUUUAUAGAUGAGUUUUAUUUCUUCCUGAACAUCUUGACCACUUUUCUCCCCUUUUUAUUUAUUUAUUAAUUUUUUUUCCAUGAGUUACAUUUGCAUAUUUGAAAUGAAUAUUAUUUUAAUUAUUUUCUCCCUUGAGGAUAUAAUCCAGUUUUAUUUCUCAUUUCAAUCAUCAAUAAAUAGAUUUAGUUGAACUAAUUCAAAUCUAAUCUAAUGAAAAAAGAAAGAAGAAAGAAACUGCACUGUACGUUUAACUUUAUUUAGCUGAAAGUUUUCUCAGAAAGAAGAAACUUUCUCCAUUUUUAACCCGUGCAGUGUUUUGUGACCGACUUCGCUUCAACAAAACUAUGUGUCCUUGUGCUUUUGUGAGGUUGAAUUUUCGUGCAAUAUUUCCUCUGACCUGAUGUCGUCCACACACUUAGCUCAACUCUUAGUAUUAGUAUUAUUAUUUUUAUCACUUGGGACCCAGAAACCUCCACAUCCAUGAGUUAAUCCUGUUACCUGCUCUUAUUCCAACCGAUUCUCAUUUAAAGGUGGAGAAACGCUGUCACACGAAGCUAAUAUCUGAUGAAAACACUCAUUAAUGUAAAGAUGAAGGUGAUGUCGUACUGACUACACACAUGAAGGGACGUUUGUGUUAACCUGUAAACAUUUCUUUCUUUCUCUUCUUUCUUUCUUUCCCUUCUCUUCUGACCUGUAGACCUCAUUUCUGAAUGUAACAUUUCUUAACCUGAGACAAAUGUGCGUCUGCGUGGAAGUUAUUUAUUUUAAUGUGAAGCCCUGGUUGGCAGUUUUCAUGUCGUUCAUGUACAAGUUCCUGUAAGUAGAUUUCUCUCCUUUUUUUGUUUUGUUUUUUUGUAUUUAUUUCAGUUUGUGAGCGGGAGGAUUUAAGUGUUUAUUCAAACUUAUUUAGUGAAGAAAUAUUUUACUUUAUAUGUGUAAAUUAUUCAGUAUAGUAUCCAUACUACAUGUUACUCUGCAGUACGCCUUUUAUUUUUCAUAUGUGGACAGAAUCAGCUGUUGUUGGUGUUUUCCUUAUAUCCACUGAAUAGGUGUGGUUGUUCAGUUUAUCCUCUAACAGCCGCCGUCUGUGCUGCCAUGUGACCGUCAAGUCAACAUUUGUCUAUUUACUUGAAUUUCUUUUUUUUUUUUUUGGAUGAUAAUUGGUGGAUUUGUCAUAUUAGCAGGAUCAUAAUAAAAACAAAUAAAUAAAAGUGCUUAAAGGUG